This is a messenger RNA of Ilyonectria robusta, 255 nucleotides long. Its product is annotated as Tim10/DDP family zinc finger-domain-containing protein. The coding region runs from base 1 to 255 and encodes 84 amino acids. The transcript is spliced from 2 exons. The record is from RefSeq and is a predicted model, not a curated record. Lineage: Eukaryota; Fungi; Ascomycota; Sordariomycetes; Hypocreales; Nectriaceae.
AUGGACUCCAGCGCCGUCAAGCAGGCUGUUAUGAAGCAGGUCCUGGCCGAGGCCAACAUGGCCAACGCCCGAGUCCUCAUCGAGAAGCUCCAAGAGAACUGCUUCGACAAGUGUAUUCCCAAGCCCGGAUCCUCCCUCUCGAGCGGCGAGCAGACCUGCAUGACAUCCUGCAUGGAAAAGUACAUGGCCGCCUGGAACCAGGUCAACUCCGCCUACAUCGCCCGGUUGCGACAGGAGCAGGCCAACGGCAACUAA